Staurois parvus is the source of this 506-nucleotide messenger RNA. Lineage: Eukaryota; Metazoa; Chordata; Amphibia; Anura; Ranidae. The record is from the annotation of a GenBank genome assembly.
AUGGGCCCCUGUACGCCUCCUCAUGCUGCUGCCAGGCCCUAAUCUGCCAUGGGCCCCCGUACCGCCUCCUCAUGCUGCUGCCAGGCCCGUAAUCUGCCAUGGGCCCCCGUAUACCGCAUCCUCAUGCUGCUGCCAAGUCCAGAGUGUUCAUGGGUCCCUGUACCGGCCUCCCAUUGCUGCUGUCUCCAUCGCCACAGACUCUGCCAUGUGCCACUCGUUCAGUCUCCUCACACUGCUGGUGGGUUCCAUUUUGUCACAUAGGGUGCCUGGCCAGAUUACGGGCCUCCCAUUGCUGCUGCCAGGCCCUAAUCUGCAUGGGCCCCGUAUUUUUUGACAUACCUCCUCAUGCUGUGCGCCCAUCCAGAGAUACCGCGUCUCAUGGGUCCCUGUACCAGUGCCGGGCCUCCAUUGCAGCUGACCUCCAUCGCCACACUCUGCGUAUGUGCCACUAUUCAGGUCUCCUCCAUCACACUGCUGGUGGUGUUCCAUUUUUUGUCAUAGGGUGC